GCGCCGGAAGUGGCGCGCGCCGGAGAGACAGCGUCGAGGCGGGGCGCCUCUGUUGCACCGGGCGCCGCCCGGGUGUGCCCGCUGCGCCAAGGAGGCGGCGGCCGCGCUGCGGGUAACAGACGAGCCCGUCAUUACUCACAUAAUGGAUUUUAUCAAUCGGAUUUCUUUAUUCUGGGUAUCAUGGUAACAAUAUAGAAAGAAUACUUUAUUUUUCAUUUCUAAAAGCUGUCAUGAUUACUGAAGAAAGGAACUUUUUUAAGAUACAGAGCAUUUAUUACCUUUUUUUGGAAAUUGUGGUUUCAUUUUUAACUCGAUAACUUUUUGUUAAAGGUAUGCAAAAGCAAAGAGUUUACCUUGUUAGACAAAUUGAGGUUCAGAAGAAUGUCUCGAAGAGCAUCAGUUCUUCACACCCGGACCCACUGGCUUCUGCUGGGCCUCGCUUUGCUCUGCAGUUUGGUAUUUAUGUACCUCCUCCAGUGUGCACCCCAAACUGAUGGAAAUGCUCCUCUUCCGGGUUUUGUUGGGGACAAUCAUGGCAAAGAGUAUUAUCAAGCUCUCCUCCAGGAGCAAGAGGAACAUUACCAGACCAGGGCCACCAGCCUGAAACGCCAGAUUGCCCAGCUAAAACAAGAAUUACAAGAAAUGAAUGAUAAAAUGAGAUCAUUGCAAGAGAAAAAGAGUUCAGGAGCUAAUGGCUUAGGCUAUCAAGUCAGCAAAGACCAAGCACCUGGCGAUCUUUUAGAGUUUCUUCAUUCCCAGAUUAACAAAGCUGAAGUUAGCAUAGGAGCCAAACUGCCCAGUGAGUAUGGAGUCAUACCCUUUGAAAGUUUUACCUUAACAAAAGUAUUUCAGUUGGAAAUGGGGCUCACUCGCCAUCCUGAAGAAAAACCAGUUAGAAAAGACAAGCGAGAUGAAUUGGUAGAAGUUAUUGAAGCUGGCUUGGAGGUCAUUAAUAAUCCUGAUGAAGAUGAUGAACAGGAAGAUGAGGAAGGCCCCCUUGGAGAGAAACUGAUGUUCAGUGAAAAUGACUUCGUAGAAGGUUAUUAUCGCACCGAAAAAGAUAAGGGCACACAGUAUGAACUAUUUUUUAAGAAAGCAGACCUUAUGGAAUACAGACAUGUGACCCUCUUCCGCCCUUUUGGACCUCUCAUGAAAGUGAAGAGUGAAAUGAUUGACAUUGCUAGAUCAAUCAUUAACAUCAUUGUACCUCUUGCUGGAAGAACUGAAGCAUUUGCACAGUUUAUGCAGAACUUCAGGGAUGUUUGUAUUCAUCAAGACAAGAGGAUUCAUCUCACAGUGGUGUAUUUUGGUAAAGAAGGACUGUCACAAGUCAAGUCUAUCCUAGAAUCUGUCACAAGUGAGUCUAAUUUUCACAAUUACACCUUGGUCUCAUUGAAUGAAGAAUUUAAUCGUGGACGAGGACUAAAUGUGGGUGCCAGAGCUUGGGACAAGGGAGAGGUCUUGAUGUUUUUCUGUGAUGUUGAUAUAUAUUUCUCAGCCGAAUUCCUUAACAGCUGCCGCUUAAAUUCUGAGCCAGGUAAAAAGGUGUUCUAUCCUGUGGUGUUCAGUCUUUAUAAUCCUGCCAUCGUUUAUGCCAACCAGGAUAUACCACCUCCCGUGGAGCAGCAGCUGGUUCACAAAAAGGAUUCUGGGUUUUGGCGAGAUUUUGGAUUUGGAAUGACUUGUCAGUAUCGAUCGGACUUCCUGACCAUUGGUGGAUUUGACAUGGAAGUGAAAGGCUGGGGUGGGGAAGAUGUUCAUCUGUAUCGAAAAUACCUACAUGGUGACCUCAUCGUGCUGCGGACUCCUGUGCCUGGCCUCUUCCACUUGUGGCAUGAGAAACACUGUGCAGAUGAGCUGGCCCCUGAGCAGUACCGUAUGUGCAUCCAGUCCAAGGCCAUGAAUGAGGCCUCCCACUCUCUACUGGGGAUGAUGGUAUUCAGGGAGGAGAUCGAGCGGCACCUUCACAAACAGGCCUAUCGGACCAAUAGUGAGGCCUUUGCGUGACAUGAUUGUGACAACCCCCUCCCCCCAGACAAGCACUAUUUAUUUAGCCUUAAUUCCCAUUCCAGAUGCUGUGCCUGUUUCUGAGAAGAUGUGGUUAUUUGUCCAUGUUCUUCCUCAGAUGACUAUAGCAGAUCAACUUGCUUAGAAAAGGAAAGAGGCAAGUGUUCCAAUGCAUAGCCUCAAUCUUAGGAGAUUACUGCACUACAGAGCAGUUGACAAAAUGAAGUAUGACUUUUGUCCCCAAAGGAGUUCUGAGUUUGUUUGUGCUGGGUGCCCAAGUUCUGAUUGUGUCUGGGUGGAGCAAGGCGGCAUGCGGGCUGAGGGCAACUAUCAACCAUUUCUGGGUGAGAACUUUGGUCAAUAGUGUGCAGAAUCCUUUUUCACUGAGGCAGAGGAAAAAUAAAUGACUAAUCCAAAAUCCCCAAUCAAAAAACAAUCAAGAGGAGACAGAAAUCAACCCCCCUUAACUUCCUGCUUCCUAGCCUGCAAGUGUCUGUUUUGGAACAAAUGGGUAACAGAAAGUUAGUUAGAAUUUAUGGCUUGAUUAAGUCAGGUGUGGUAGUAUACACAUUUCAUCCUGGCACUCAGGAGGCUGAAGUGGGAGGAUCAAGAGUUUAAAUAUCCAGCCUAGGCCACUUAAUGAGAUUCUUUCUCAAAAAAAAAAAAAAGAAGAAGAAGGAAGAAAGAAAGAUCAAAAUGUGUUAUUGCCAUGUUAAGACUUAAUUGUCCAAGUUGCUGUAGAGUGUCUUGAGUAAACAAGUUCAUACGGAAGCAUUUAACUGUGGGGGAGUGCAGGGUGCUGUCUGCAAACACCAGCUGACCUGAGUGAGUGCACCUGCGGCACUCUCCAGAGUAGAUAAACUGUCUCAUAUGUAUUUAUUACCAUUUAUCUUCUACUGUGCUAGUAUUUGCUGUGUCUGUCUUUACAAUAUUGUAAUACCUUCAAUAGAGUUUGGUUGAGGAAGUAAAAAGACAGGUAUCACUCUGGUUUGAGAAAAGGGAAGGUAGGAAUGGAAAUAUGAGUUACGUGUGUGUGUGUGUGUGUGUGUGUGUGUGUUUGCUGGCACUAGGACUUGAACUCAGGACCCUGGACACGGUUCCUUAGCUUUUCU
Perognathus longimembris pacificus (Pacific pocket mouse) is the source of this 3119-nucleotide messenger RNA. RefSeq names its product chondroitin sulfate N-acetylgalactosaminyltransferase 2 (gene Csgalnact2). The record is from RefSeq and is a predicted model, not a curated record. Lineage: Eukaryota; Metazoa; Chordata; Mammalia; Rodentia; Heteromyidae. Gene Ontology annotation, cellular component: Golgi cisterna membrane. Gene Ontology annotation, molecular function: glucuronosyl-N-acetylgalactosaminyl-proteoglycan 4-beta-N-acetylgalactosaminyltransferase activity. The coding region runs from base 382 to 2007 and encodes 541 amino acids. The transcript has 8 exons.